Molecule: messenger RNA, 1445 nt
Organism: Capsella rubella
Lineage: Eukaryota; Viridiplantae; Streptophyta; Magnoliopsida; Brassicales; Brassicaceae
Product: TLD domain-containing protein 1
Exons: 8
Coding region: 54-1328 (424 amino acids)
Molecular function (GO): calcium ion binding
Source: RefSeq, a predicted model, not a curated record
AGAACAGAGGUGAAACCUGCCGGAGAAGAGUAGAGGAAAAGACCCCGGCCAAAAUGGGAAAUUCGAAUUCUUCAUCGGCAAAUCCUCGCUUCACUUCUGCUUCAAGAGCUUUUACGCAGAAGAAGCUCGAAGAUCUGAAAUCUCUGUUCGCCUCCCUCGCUUCCAAGUCUCAGAGCAAUGACCAAUACGUAUCGUACCCUGCUUUCCAGGAGUAUUUUGGUCUGAGUGGUUGUUUAGGAGAAAGGAUCUUCGAUAUGGUCACUCAACACAGGAAAGAUGAUAAAAUGACUUUUGAAGAUCUUGUUAUUGCUAAGGCAACGUACGAGAAAGGAACUGAUGAUGAAAUUGCUGAGUUUAUAUUCCAGACUUUGGAUGUAACUGGCAAUGGAGUCUUGACAAGGUCUGACUUAGAGUCGGUACUGGUGGUGAUUUUGAAGACUGUGUUCUCCACUGAGAGUUCUAAUGCGGAAUCAAGUGAUUACAAGGAGAUGGUGGAUGCAUUACUCAAUGCCGCUACUUUCUCAAAAUCUGAUGAUGGUUCAGAAAAAGGAAUGUCUUUUGCGGAUUUCAGAAGCUGGUGCUUACUCGUUCCAACUAUCAGAAAGUUCCUCGGAAGCUUGCUUAUGCCCCCGGGUCCAGUGAGACCUGGAAAUCAAGUCCCACAUCUGCUUUAUGAAGAUGGUGUUGAUUCAGAUAGGCUAUUAUUGAAGAAGGAAUACGCUUGGCAUAUUGGAGGAGCUCUUCCUCACCACGAGCUUGAAGAGUGGAAGCUCCUGUAUCACAGUUCUUUGCACGGUCAAAGCUUCAACACAUUUCUAGGACACACAUCAAACACUGGUAUGUCGGCAUCUGUGUUAAUCAUCAAAGACAAAGAAGGCUGUGUGUAUGGAGGAUACGCCUCUCAACCUUGGGAGAGGCACAGCGAUUUCUAUGGAGAUAUGAAGUCGUUUCUUUUCCAACUAAGUCCUAAAGCAGCCAUCAACAGACCUACUGGAGCGAACACCAACAUUCAAUGGUGUGCUACUAAUUUCACAUCAGAGAACAUUCCAAACGGCAUAGGAUUUGGAGGUAAAAUCAAUCACUAUGGUAUAUUUGUAUCAGCAAGCUUCGAUCAAGGCCAGACAUUUGAAUGCACGACGUUUGGUAGCCCAAGCCUUUCCAAGACGAGCAGAAUACAGCCAGAAGUGAUCGAGUGUUGGGGAAUCGUUCUAGCCUCAAACGAACUAGACACCAAACACAACGCCAUGAAAGGUACUGUUCUAGAGAGAUUUAAAGAAGACCGCAAUAUGCUCAAACUAGUCGGCAUGGCAGGUAAUUCGAAUGAUUGAGAAAAAGAGCUUUUUGUUCUGAGAUUCAAUCUUACUUAUACAGUGUUUGUGUCUGUGUACAACUACAUUUUGUAUUAUCAAUAAGAGUGAUGUGUGUAUAAUUACAAUUCACACCAA